This is a messenger RNA of Aspergillus eucalypticola CBS 122712, 1053 nucleotides long. RefSeq lists its product as uncharacterized. The record is from RefSeq and is a predicted model, not a curated record. The transcript has a single exon. NCBI's taxonomy places the organism in Eukaryota, Fungi, Ascomycota, Eurotiomycetes, Eurotiales, Aspergillaceae. The coding region runs from base 391 to 609 and encodes 72 amino acids.
CUCAGAAAUCACAGUUUACUGAUGCAUAUCCCUCAUAUUAACUCUCCAGAUUGACGGUAUACUCCUCUACAAUAUCCGCUGUAAGAUGAAAUCCAGCGAUGCAUAUUUCUCACGUCGCCGGAGAAAGCAGCUUCAGUAUCUUUCAAUCAUCAAUCCCCAAAGUCAAGAAACAAGUCAUCUCAUCUAUAUAAACCAUGAAACCAUCACACCAAUCUCAAAAGCAUCAUCGCUCACAACGGUCUUCACACCCUGACAUCUCCAGCUCCAGCUCUCCUCCAGACAGUAUCUAAACAGUUGUUCUCGAGAGAAUCUCACUCGUCCAACCCAAGAUACCACUUAACAUAUAGUAUACCCCACCGCAAUCUGCUACCGGUAUAAUAUAUAUCCAAGAUGUCUGACAGAACCGGCUCCACCACCAACAACAACAACAACAAGUCCGGAGGUAAUACCAGCGGCGGUGCUCAGAUCACUGAAGCGAAAGCCAGCAUCAUCACCAGCCCAAGGAACAUCAACCAACUGAGUACCUGGGGCCAAUCCGCCCGAGACAGACGUCAGGGAGGUAACAAAGGAUCUGACAGUAAGGGACCAUCUGAUUCUCCUUCCAGGUAAAUGGGGAUGAUGAAAUGAAAGCUUGUCUGGCAAUUUGUUAUCCUGUCAUACCGGAUGGCCAAGACUUACCGACCGACCGAAUCCGGUCGGGUUGAUCGGAGCUUUUUUUUUUAUGGUCUGGACCCACAUACGAGAGUCUCACCCUGUCUUAUUCUUUCUUUCUGUAUGAUCGCUCCUUUAUCCGUGGGUCUGUUUUUACAAAGUAGGUUGCAGUGAUAUUCAGGGAGGGUCCCAUCUGAGUCUCCACAGGUCGUGGCAUCAUGGACUUUGAUGUUGCUUGCUUGGUUGCUUGCCUGCCUGCCUUGCUUGCUAUAUAUAUAGUAAGUAAACCCUGUGGGUGGGUGGAUUCAUGGGUAACUUUACUUUUGAGUAUGUCAUUGUGACUAUACUAUAAGGAAAGGAGUGGCAUCAUCCGACCUUAUACAUAGAUGCGAAGCAGUUACG